Molecule: messenger RNA, 2289 nt
Organism: Babesia microti strain RI
Lineage: Eukaryota; Apicomplexa; Aconoidasida; Piroplasmida; Babesiidae
Product: leucyl-tRNA synthetase
Exons: 2
Coding region: 1-2289 (762 amino acids)
Biological process (GO): leucyl-tRNA aminoacylation
Cellular component (GO): cytosol
Molecular function (GO): leucine-tRNA ligase activity; aminoacyl-tRNA deacylase activity; ATP binding
Source: RefSeq, a predicted model, not a curated record
AUGUUAAAUAUCGCAAAUGUAGCACUUCAAAUCGCAAUUAUAUUAAAUAUAACAUUUUCUUAUCGUACUGAUUACAAAGUAUACCCUCACAAACGCAUAGAACGAAAAUGGCAAAGGUUCUGGUUGGACAACAAAACAUUUGAGAUUCCAAGUGACAAAAAUAUCACUAUUGAAUCCAAACCAAAAUACUAUUGCUUAGGUAUGAUACCCUAUCCUUCUGGUAGCGGAUUACACAUGGGCCAUAUGCUGGGUUAUACUGGGUUAGAUAUCGUGGCACGUUAUAAACGCAUGUGCGGCUAUGAAGUUCUAAAUCCAAUAGGCUGGGAUUCUUUCGGUAUUCCAGCGGAGCGCUAUGCCGAAGAGGUCAAUAGGCCAGUGCAAGAGGUGGUUGAUGAAAAUAUCAACAAUUUUAAGCGUCAAUUAUUACUAAUGGGCUAUUCAUACGAUUGGUCUAAGACGAUUACUACUUCUGAUCCCAGUUAUUACAAGUGGACACAGUGGACAUUCCUACAAAUGUACAAGAAAGCACUAGUUGAAAGGGCAUUUUGCCUGGCAAAUUAUUGCCCCAAAUUAGGCACCGUGUUAUCAAAUGAAGAGAUAAUAAAUGGGUUGUCGGAACGAGGUGGUUUUGAGGUAUAUCGCAAAAAAAUCCCUCAUUGGACUAUAAAGAUCACCAAGUACUGUGAUUGGCUAAACGAUAAUUUGGAACACCUUCAGGACUGGCCAGAGAAGGUGAUAAAUGCCCAAAGGAACUGGAUAGGUAAAUUAGUUGGCUAUUUGAUCCCAUUUGACACAGCGAGUUGUGAUAUAAAAUUACGGGCCUUUAUCACAGAUCCACUGGAAUUAAUUAGGUGCAACCGCAUUGAUGUUAGCGCGGAUUUUGAUGCACUUAGCAAAUUAGUCACUCCAAAACAAUCACAGCAAGUGUAUAAAUUGGCGGAUAAGUGCAAAAGACUUUCCAAUAUACAGCGAAUGAGGCUAGGCGAAAUAGUACAUACUGGUAUGUUUGCCAUCAAUCCCAUCACCAAAGCUAAUAUUCCAGUCUAUGUCAACCCUACUAUCUUAUCAGAUGUCUCUAACAACAAUGCUGAUAUGGAAAAUUGUAGAAUACAUACAAACGACCAAUUAACAAACGAAAUUGAUGGAAAUGCUGCAAAAAAUGGCGAAAUAUAUGCAAAUGAUUUCAUUAAACAUACAAAAUUCUUGAUGCGAGACUGGAUAUUUUCGAGACAACGAAACUGGGGAGAACCGAUCCCCCUAAUCAAUUGCAAUGGCCAAUACCAGCCUGUAGAUAAACUUCCAUAUAUAGAACCUAAACCUACGGAGACAAUGCCUCAAUGGGCAGGUUCAUCCUUUCACUUUGUGCGAUUUAUUGACCCUACAAACCAAUAUUGCCUAGUGUCCAAAGAACUGGCUAAUAAGUGGUUACCAGUGGAUUUGUACAUUGGUGGAUCAGAACAUGCUAUUUCACAUUUAUUAUAUUCUAGAUUCUGGUACAAAUUUUUGCACGACAUUAAUAUGGUACCCAAUGACGUGCCAUUCAAAAAAGUGUGCCUCCACGGCAUGUUACAUGAGCGGAAAUAUAUCCAUAUAGUUAAUGGUAAGGAAAUUGAAGUUUGUAAUAAUGAAGUUAUUCACUAUAAGGAUAAAUUUUACCUCAAAAAUGUCGAGGGAGGGAUUGAUUUCAAAACCAGUGUCAUUGCUAAAUGCGCCAAAAUGUCAAAGUCAAAGGGUAACAUUGUAUCCCCUGAUCAUUUAAUUGAACAAUAUGGUACCGAUGUACUGAGGCUACAUUUGAUGUUUUUAGGUCCAUUUGAUCGGGACAAAAUCUGGAAAUUAGAAGGGAUUUCUGGCAUGCAACGACUUAUAACCAGAGUGUACAAUCUAAUCGUAUGGAAUGGCACCAAAUUAAAUCACAAAAUUGUUGACAUUGUACCCAAUAAAUGCUACAAAAUGGAGACAAACAAGUUAAUUCACGGGGUAACUAAGGACAUUGAAAACUUGAAGUUUAAUAAAUCACCUGCUUUAUUCUCUUCUUAUAUGAAUUUCAUAAGCCGGUACACAAGUGGAAAGAUUAGGGACGAAGUUACACUGCAUGAUUUUACCUUAAUACCCUUAAAAUGUGUUAAGAUACUAGUAAAAUUGCUAAAUCCCUUUUGCCCACAUUUAGCAGAAGAACUUUGGCAAAUCAUCAAUUUACACUCAACAUCCUCAUCAGGAGCAAACCAGUCAACAAUAAAAUCAAUUAAGUCGUUGUGUUAUGAAGAAUGGCCGACUGAAAUGAUCUAA